Messenger RNA from Manis javanica (Malayan pangolin), 7042 nucleotides. It is a transcript of the gene BICRAL, whose product is annotated as BICRA like chromatin remodeling complex associated protein. Gene Ontology annotation, biological process: positive regulation of DNA-templated transcription. Gene Ontology annotation, cellular component: SWI/SNF complex. Lineage: Eukaryota; Metazoa; Chordata; Mammalia; Pholidota; Manidae. The record is from RefSeq and is a predicted model, not a curated record.
AAGGGAAGUUUGGGGGAACUGAAGAGGAGAUGGCAGUUUUUGCGGAGAAAAACAUUUGUAGAAAUCACCCCUUCGGCCUUCAUCGGGCGUGUCCCUCUUCUGGGCAUCUCUUCAGGAUUUCAUUCCUCCGUCCAACUGCCGUUUCUCAACUGCCCUUUCCAACUGCUCCAGAACUCUUGUCCCUGGCAUUCCGUGAUGUAGAUUAUUCCACGCAUGGCUCGGAAUGGGUGCGAAGCAGUGUUGCCAGGUGUCGGAUCACUAGUGUAAGUUGCCAGAUCUCGGGGAAGGGAGGAAAAAGCGGGAAAACCGCUCUUGGAAUUUGUACAGGCGCUGUUGUUUCAGCCAGAGCACCGCACUUGGGCGGCUGAGCGUGAUGCUGCCGUUGGCUGGAGAGCUCGGAGUGGGGCGACUCUGGGGUUGAGAUUUUCUGCCUCAAAGAUUCCAGUGUUAGGAUACAGCUCGUGUGGAACUGGACGUUGGCAACGCUGCUGCCGAGGGGAGAACCUGGGGCCUGCGGGGCAAAGCCCAUAGCUGUGCUGCCUGGGGCCAUAGUGCCUGUCCUGUCCGCACGGGCUGGGAGAGCCGCAUCUGCUUUCCUGCCGGAUCCAAGACGCGGCAAGCAGCCCAGGCUCACCAUGCCUGCCAGCAGCCAGUCACGAAAUUCAAAGACUUCUGUCUGUUUGUCAUGGAUGAUGAUGAUGACUCGUGUCUCCUUGAUCUUAUUGGAGACCCACAAGCAUUGAACUAUUUUCUACAUGGACCUAGUAAUAAAUCUAGCAAUGAUGACUUGACUAAUGCAGGAUACUCUGCAGCCAAUUCAAACUCAAUUUUCGCCAACUCUAGUAAUGCUGAUCCUAAGUCAUCCCUCAAAGCUGUAAGCAACCAACUUGGAGAAGGGCCUAGUGAUGGACUGCCACUUUCAAGUAGCCUUCAGUUUCUUGAAGAUGAACUUGAGUCUUCUCCUCUCCCUGAUCUCAGUGAGGACCAACCUUUCGACAUUCUUCAGAAAUCCUUGCAGGAGGCCAAUAUCACUGAACAGACGUUGGCAGAAGAGGCAUAUCUGGAUGCCAGUAUAGGUUCAAGCCAACAGUUUGCACAAGCUCAGCUUCAUCCUUCUUCAUCAGCAUCCUUUACUCAGGCUUCUAAUGUUUCUAAUUACUCAGGUCAGACACUGCAGCCUAUCGGGGUGACCCAUGUGCCUGUUGGAGCAUCAUUUGCAAGCAAUACAGUGGGUGUGCAACAUGGCUUCAUGCAACAUGUGGGCAUCAGUGUUCCCGGCCAGCAUUUGUCUAAUAGCAGUCAGAUUGGUGGUUCUGGUCAUAUUCAACUAAUUGGGUCGUUUGCUAAUCAACCUUCCAUGAUGACUAUUAAUAACCUAGAUGGCUCUCAAAUCAUAUUAAAGGGCAGCGGGCAGCAAGCUCCAUCAAAUGUGAGUGGAGGGCUUCUGGUUCAUAGACAGACCCCUAAUGGCAACGCCUUGUUUGGGAACUCCAAUUCCAGCCCAGUAGCACAGCCUGUUACCGUUCCAUUUAACAGCACAAAUUUUCAAACAUCUUUACCUGUGCAUAACAUCAUCAUACAAAGGGGUCUUGCACCAAAUUCAAAUAAAGUCCCAAUUAAUAUCCAGCCAAAGCCUCUCCAGAUGGGUCAACAAAACACAUACAAUGUGAACAAUCUGGGAAUACAGCAGCACCAUGUUCAACAAGGGAUCUCUUUUGCCUCUGCCAGCUCACCCCAGGGCUCGGUAGUUGGUCCGCACAUGUCUGUGAACAUUGUAAACCAACAGAACACAAGAAAACCAGUCACCUCACAGGCCGUGAGCAGCGCUGGUGGCAGUAUCGUCAUUCAUUCUCCCAUGGGCCAGCCUCACACACCCCAAAGUCAGUUCCUCAUACCUACAAGCCUUUCCGUCAGUUCCAACUCGGUACACCACGUCCAGACCAUAAAUGGGCAACUUGUUCAGACUCAGCCCUCUCAGCUCAUUUCUGGCCAAGUGGCCUCAGAGCAUGUCAUGUUGAACAGGAACUCUUCCAACAUGCUCAGGACCAACCAACCAUAUUCUGGACAGAUGCUUAACAGCCAGAAUAGCGCCGUCCAGCUAGUGUCUGGGCAGACAUUUGCUGCCUCCGGAAGUCCCGUGAUACUCAACCAUGCCUCUCCCCAGAUUGCCGGUGGCCAGGUGCCCUUGCAGCAGGUGUCACCAACCGUGUUACACUUGUCACCUGGGCAGGGCAGCAUCUCCCAAGGACGACCUGGCUUCGCCACCAUGCCCUCAGUGACUAACAUGUCCGGACCUAGUCGGUUCCCUGUUGUCAGCUCGUCCAGCACUGCCCAUCCCAGCCUUGGGUCUACGGUUCAGUCAGGUGCAUCAGGAGUGAACUUCACGGGAGACCAGCUGACCCAGCCAAACAGGACUCCAUUACCUGUCAGUGUGUGUCAUCGUCUUCCAGUUUCUUCUUCCAAAUCUACCAGCACCUUCAGUAACAUGCCUGGAGCAGGAACCCAGCAACAGUUCUUCUGUCAGGCUCAGAAAAAAUGUUUGAAUCAGACAUCCCCCAUUUCCACUUCCAAGAGCACAGAUGGCCUGAGGCCAGCGCAGAUCCCCAGCCUCUUGAGCACGGCACUGCCAGGGCAGGAUUCUGGAAGCAAAGUUAUACCAGUGUCCUUAGGAACCGCACAGCCACAGCAAGAGAAAGUGGUUGGAUCAUCUCCUGGCCAGCCAUCUGUUCAGGUGGAUAGUCAUUCGGGAGGACAGAAGAGGCCUGCUGCAAAACAACUAACUAAAGAAACUCUCAUUCUCCAGCAGUUACAGAGGGACCAAGCCCACGCUGUGACACCUGAUAAAAGUCGGUUCCGAUCACUAAGUGAUGCAGUACAGAGGCUACUCUCCUACCACGUGUGCCAGGGCUCCAUGCCCACAGAGGAAGACUUGAAGAAAGUUGACGAUGAAUUUGAAACAGUUGCCACUCAGCUCCUAAAAAGGACCCAAGCUAUGCUUAACAAAUACAGAUUCCUACUCCUAGAAGAUGCCAUGCGGAUCAAUCCCUCUGCUGAGAUGGUGAUGAUCGACAGAAUGUUCAACCAGGAGGAAAGAGCGUCUCUGUCCCGAGACAAGCGUCUAGCACUUGUAGACCCUGAGGGCUUUCAGGCUGAUUUCUGUUGUUCCCUCAAACUUGACAAAGCUGCUCACGAGACGCAGUUUGGCAGGAGUGACCAGCAUGGCAGUAAAACAACCAGCUCUCUACAUCUGACAGCCAAGGCCCAGAGCAGAGACCGAGCCAAACCAGGCAUGGCAGAGCCAACGAAUCAUGAUCAGUUUAAUUUAGUGCCUAAUCACAUCGUGGUCUCCGCAGAAGGAAACAUUUCUAAAAAAACGGAAUGCCUUGGCCGAGCACUGAAAUUUGACAAAGCGGGCUUAGUUCAGUACCGGAGUGCAUCUGAAGAGAAAACCAGUCGGAGAGAGUCCAUGAAGGCCAGCGAGUGCCCUCCUGGCCCCGACGGGCACCGGAAAACCUCAUCCAGACUAGAUCAUGGUACUGAAAGCAAACUCUCAAGUAUCCUAGUAGAUUCUCACUUGGAGAUGACCUGUAACAAUUCCUUCCAAGACAAAACUCUGAGGAAUUCUCCAAAGAAUGAAGUUUUACACACAGACACCGUGAAAGGGUCAGGUGAGCCCCAGCCGGAUCUCCAGCUCACUAAGAGUUUAGAAACAACGUUUAAGAACAUCUUGGAACUCAAAAAGGCUGGGCGGCAGCCCCAUAACGACGCCGCGGUUAGUGGCUCUGUUGAGUUAGAUUUUCCCAACUUUUCUCCAAUGGCUUCGCAGGAAAACUGCCUGGAAAAGUUCAUCCCGGACCACAGUGAAGGUGUUGUAGAAACUGACUCCAUUUUAGAAGCAGCUGUAAAUAGUAUCCUAGAGUGUUAAUAGCAGCCGUCCUUCCCUGCCCCGCCCUGAGCCCCCGCCCUGAGUCCCCGCCCUGGACAAGUUGCAUUCUCUCCUGGCAAAAGCAAAUGGAAGCGGUCUCCUGUCUCCAGCCUGCUUGAUCUUUCAUCACAGGUCAUCCUUUCUAAUCUCAGUCCCAUUCUUUGUUUAAGAGCAAUACUCGGUGGAGGUUACAGGGAGAUCCUUUAGUAAAAUGAAUUCUUGUUAGAAAGCAGUCUGAAAGGCCCUACACAUUUCAAGUGUUACAAAAGUGCUUAUAGUUAUGUUUUCGUUUAUUUGUUUUAUAUUUCUGAAAACCCUGUAACUCAGUGAGAUCACAGUACACAUAGCCCUGGGUAAAAUUCUGACAAUCAUAAGUCAUUUGAAAAGAACAGACUCAUCAAAGAAAUUCAAACAGGACUGAUAGAAGCUACUUUUUAAAGAAUACCCCACUGCAUCUCCAUAUUUCUGGGUUUUUUGUUAUUGAGGGGGAGCCCACAGGGUUCCCCGACUCAGCCACCUCUGAGCAGUAGGUUCCUCGCCGCCCUGCUGGGGAGGCCACAGCCCUGGUCUCAGCCACCUCUGAGCAGUAGGUUCCUCGCCGCCCUGCUGGGGAGGCCACAGCCCUGGUGUGAGCAGCAGGGGGCACACGAACAGGGCACUUGCAGGGCUCCCAUGCUCGCUGUUCGAGUGCUUUCCCAGAGCUCCUGGAGCAAAACCCCAUGUUUUUCAGCAUAUGCGUGUUGAAUUUCACCGAGGGAAUGCUCUGUUCAUUGCAACAGCAUGACUUGAUCUAACCUCACCAGGCUAAAUAAAGGAAAAUAGCAACCAGUCAGUGGCACAGUGUACAGGGGAGGCUGGGAUAGAGUCAUGAGGAAUAGAAUAUGUAUAUAUGUAAAAGCAUAUAUAUGUUAACUAUUGAGAAAAAACAAGCGUUUUGCAUUUUAUAAUUGGAUAGAAUCAACGUAUGCUGUAUGUUUUUGUUUGUUGCUGGAUUUUGUUUCAUUUAAUCUCUCUUCACAUCCUUUCCAACAAAGAGCCAAGUGCCAAAAGCACUUUCAUUUGAAAACUGUGUUGUAAUUUUCAGUUAACCUUCAAGGGGACUUUGGCUUCGUUUAUGCUUCUUGUCUGAGAACAGUCGUCCACCCCCGGCAGCAGUCAUUACCAAAACGCAGACAAACCAAAGGUAGCCAGCCAGCCCACCACUGAAAGGAAUGAUCUGAGACACAGGAUUCCCACUUGAGAGCCAAGGGGCAUAUGCCCCCAUCUCGGUUUGUGUUCAGCCCAUGUUCCGAUUAGUGAACAUAACGUUGCUUUAUUUAUUUAUUUUUCUUUUCAGGGAGCUUUCCCCAUUUUCCCUUCUUGUAUACCUGCCCCAGCUCAUCCCAUUUCUGUUCUGACAUUCAUUCUUCAUGCCACUGUAACCAUCAGGUACCUCCCACCAUUGGGAAAGCCACAUUCGGUGUUUUAUGUACCCCUUCAGUCACCUCUGUGUGCCUGGGUCUGGGUGUUCAGGUCCAGAGGGCAUUUUGGUUACAGUGUGUGCACACCCCCUCUCUCUGUCACCUGCAUGCACCCUUUCAUUUAUUCUGUGUAUCUCUCUGGCUUUAGAAGUACACCCACUGGUCUCCACUCCAGCAUGUUGCCAGGAUCUGCUUCUGGCUGUCCCCAGACUGUGGAUGACCCCCACUGCAUCAUGUCAGGCAUUUCUUUUCUAGAUUGGCCUGAGAUGGAAAGGAAGGCUUCUGAUUACUAGAAAACACAGCAACAGAAGACCUAGACCCUCCCUGCCCCCUUGUCCCGCCUCACAGAGAAAGCCUAUGAGACAGCCAGUCUUCAUAAGAGCAGCAUACCUUCUCCCCACCCCCAGCCUCCAGCCAAUAGAAAUUGGAAAAUCUGGGCCAUUUUAGGGUUACCAUUUUUUCCUUAUUUGUGCCAAUGUCCAAGUUGCAGAUUUCCCCUUUUUCCUGUAUUUUUACAUAUUAGAAAGAUGAAUUGACAUUGCCAGUUGGAGCUUUUCUGUUUGGGCAGCCUUGGGGUAACACCCUGCCCUGAACCCCAUGAUAUCACAGGCUCUUCCCUUAGGACUCAUGCUCCCCUAAAUCCUAGCAAGACUUAAAGAUGGUCCCUCUUGAUCAAAUUCUUCACUCUGUGGAACUUUAACCUGGAAGCCUUCACAGCAGGCUACUGAUGAGUUACGUGAAUUACUGCCAGUCAGUGGAAUUCUUCACAGACAAGCUUCUCGUACAUUUGUCACCUCUUUCUUCCCUGUCGUGCCCUGCCACCCCAACCCUAGCUUUCCCAUAUACCAUCUUCAAGGGUUUUUAAAGCCCUAAUAUUUGUCUAGCAAAUGGAGAGCCUAAUUUACCAAAACGAAACUUGUAAAUGUUUGUGUCCUUGUAUGUAAGUUUACUUUUUAUGGAGAAAAAUCCUAGGUAAUGACAAAUGAAGAUUAUGAGAUGUAUUUUACUCCUGUGAUUAGAUUAUGCACACAUGGGUCAUAACUCACAUGCCAUGCCGAGCUCCCUCUGGUGAAGGGUAAGAGAGCUCGGCCUCUGUUGGCCAGCAGUCGGUUGUUCAGGUUCAUUAGUCAAAGUUCAGUUUAAUAACUACUUGUACUCAGUAACAAAAAGCAUUUUCCUUUUUUUUAUUCUGUUGUUGUGGAAAGCACGUGUUCGUUACUAAGCAUUUGAUUUUCUGUGUCCUUAAGUACUGCCUAAAGAUAAAGCAAAUUUUAAACCGGCAAUUACGAAAAAAGAACUAUUUUAGCUCUGAAGAAUUUAGUAGACUUUGUUAGAUUAGGGAGGCCUUACAGACUGACUUGACUUAAAGAGGACGCGUCACUCACUGUCAAUGUGGUGUGGGCUUUAUUUGCUUAAAUACCUUCAUUUGUAUAGUAUGUCUCACUUGAAAUUGCUUUGUAUACAUUUUGUAAAAAUAUUUAUAAAAUGUUUUGUAAAAAAAAGUAUAACAAAUUGCAGUUUAUUUUGUUAUGUUGGAUAAAUACUGUUAAAAGAAACCAGUCAGUACCUAUAUUGUUAAUCCCUGGUUAGGAAAUGUUUAGUUGGAGAUUACAAAAUGAAACAACCAUUGCAAUACAGCCAAAGAUUUGGGAAAAUG